Rhineura floridana is the source of this 6097-nucleotide messenger RNA. It is a transcript of the gene JPH4, whose product is annotated as junctophilin 4. Gene Ontology annotation, biological process: regulation of synaptic plasticity. The coding region runs from base 2115 to 4085 and encodes 656 amino acids. Lineage: Eukaryota; Metazoa; Chordata; Lepidosauria; Squamata; Rhineuridae. Gene Ontology annotation, cellular component: plasma membrane; junctional membrane complex; endoplasmic reticulum membrane. The transcript has 6 exons. The record is from RefSeq and is a predicted model, not a curated record.
CUCCAUUUUGGGGAUGGGGGGGAUGUCCACAGCCUGCCCUUUCUUUCCCCCUAGUGUUCGGGUGAGGCUUCCCCCACCCACCCAGAUAUCUUGUCUUGGAUUUGUUCCUUCUGUGACAUUUCCCUGCUGAGACGUGCUCAGUUGGAUGGCCACCUGAGGUCCUCUGUCUUCUCUGCCGUCUCCAUUAUUCAGGUUCCUUUUUCUCUCUCCUAUUCUGUUUCUUCUCCCAGCUGACACUUUCAGCCUCUCCGUUCCUGGAUUUUCCCCUUGGUCUCUCUGUCUGUCUGUCUGUCUGUCUCUCCUUCCCCACCGCAGCUGUGUUUCAUGCUGUUCCCACCUGAUCCCUCCAUUUGGAAUCUACCUCUAUUUGCCUCAAGCUGGGCUUUUUCAUUGCUUCUUCUCCACCCCACCCCUUUAUGCUGACACAUUUCAGCAUUGCUGCUGCUCCUGCUUUGCUUUUUUCAUCCUCCGGCUCAUGUUUCCAGUGGCUAAUUUUCUACAAAAACCAUCUUCAGCUUCCUACAUAGGGUUGUGUUGCCUCCCGAACAGGACCAGUGGUAUUCCCAGCUGAGAUUUCUUCCUGUCUGUGCGCUCACUCGCUUAAGGUUUGGGUGUGUCUAUUAUCUGGCUUUUCUAGAAGCGUGUGCCUCUUUAUUUGCCUUGGCUGGUUCGAGAACAAAUACAUGGUUGUUUCCUUCCCCCUGUACCAUGUGGUCUCCUUCGGCAGCCUUGCUGGAUCUCCUCCACCUUUUGAAGAGGCUGCCCAAUUCCUGUAAACACCUAGAUUUUCUCUGAACUGCCCCUGAUGAGCCCAACUGGGCACUAAGCAGGGAGGCGUACAGCACUGUCUGCUGCAACAGAUGCCUGUAGCCAGAGAAUUCCAGUUCCUUCAUUCACCCGCGGCCUGACACCACUGAGACCAGCCAGAAAAGUUAAGCUGAGGACACCAGAAGGCUCACCGACCAAUGCCAAUACCAAUGUCUUUCUGUGUCCGUCUGCAACUGGAGAACAUGUCACAGCUGCCUGUGGGCUCCCAGACUGUCUUCUUUCUGUAAGAUACCAAGGAGUUCUACCCUGAUAACUCUGUGUUUUGAGACCACCAUAUGCCUGUAAACCAACGGCCUCAUGGCUCUUCCAUGCCUGUAAUGACAGGACUUUUUCAGCCCUCUGUCUAACCAGUUGACAUCAGCUGUGGAACACUGUAUAAAACUGAAAAACAGCCGACUAAAUGCUUAUCUACUGUUGCUGAUGAACUCUAGGAAAUCCGUCUCUGAUUACAAGGAACUCUAGGAACUCUAGAAUGUUUGGUGCUAGCCAAAGAAAUUCAAGCUUCCCUCUCGGUUUAGGGCCCUUGGGUGACUGCAGUCCUAGAACAACUUGAAAUGCCUGUAGCUCUACCACGCACCUGUAUAGUCAACAGAAGUUCAGGUUUUUCUGUAAUCUGUAGUGCAACAGCUCCCAAAGCACUGUGGGCCUCUAGCCAGGGAGCACUGGGUAUUUAUAAACUUGUAACUUACUGUAUACCUACAGCCAGAGACCUCCUGGAGUGGUGGUAUGGUUGUAGUCAGUAAGCCCCAAGCUGUAGUAAAACUAGUGAAGUCAUAUUCCUGUAGGCUGAAACAUCAAGGCUUCCACACUUCUGUGAUUACAGAUGAUCCAUGGGGGUUGUCUAGAGAUGUUUUUGAGCACUUGAAUGCCUGCAGCAUGAGUUUAAACUUUAGUAUAGGUGUAGCUCUACAGCAUGCUCAUAACCACUAAACAUUGGCCUUGCCCCAUACCUAGUUUCCCUCUAUUCUAGCAAACGGAGAAGCUUGGUGAACCUGUAGCCAAGAGCCCACUGUCUGCCUGUAGCUCACUUACAUGUUUGUAACUGAAAAAGCCUGGGCAUUGGCAAAGCUGUAACUUUACCUCUGAAGCUAUAGCUCAAAACUUCCAGGCUCAGGAGAAGCAGAAAGGUCUGCCAGAUGUCUGGCUAUGAGGAAGGAGGUGUGAAGGGCUGAAGUUUCCCUGUGCGGGGCAGCGCCAUGUAGAGGCGCCCCAGAGGGGGAGUGGAGAUGCGUGCAGGGACUCGAGGGUAACUGGAGCCCGACUGGCCGGGGAGAAACGUUACAUGAAUGUCCAACGGAGGCAGGUUCGAGUUUGACGAUGGCGGCUGCUAUGUGGGUGACUGGGAGGAGGGCCGGGCGCAUGGCUACGGUGUAUGCACAGGCCCCGGAGCCCAGGGGGAAUACAGCGGGCGCUGGAGCCGUGGCUUUGAGUCCCUGGGAGUCUACACCUGGCCCAGCGGGAACACCUACCAAGGUCACUGGAGUCAAGGCAAGCGCAGUGGACUGGGCGUGGAGCGCAAGAGCAAGUGGAGCUACAAGGGGGAGUGGAGCCAUGGGCUGAAGGGGCGCUCAGGUGUCUGGGAAAGCCACUCGGGAGUCGUCUAUGAAGGCAUGUGGCACGAGGGCCUGCAGGAUGGCUAUGGCAUGGAGACUUACGCGGAUGGAGGUACCUACCAGGGCCAGUGGCAAUCUGGCAAGCGUCACGGAUAUGGAGUGCGCCAGAGUGUCCCUUACCGUCAAGCAGCCCUGGUGCGCUCCCCACGCCGUACCUCUCUGGAAUCGCUCCACAGCGAGACUGAUCCUAAUGCCCCUCUUCCGCCCCUCCCUCCCCCUCCUCUGCCCCCUCCACCACUCCCUGGGGACAGCCCAGCCUCGGGAUCCAGGGGGGGUUUCGUCUUGGCCUUCCCCGGUGACCCAGACUUUCCCAAGGGAGUCAAGAAGAAAACAGGAGGCUUCUUCCGCCGUUCCCUGCUUCUGAGUGGGCUAAGAGUGCGGAGGGCUGAGUCCAAGGCCUCCUUGGGGAGCAAGCGAGGAUCCCUCAAGAGUGAGGCAGGGGUAAGUUCAGCCGGGAGUGAGGCCACCACACUCAGUUAUGCUGAGACAGAACCUCCACAGCUGCCUUCCUCUCUGACCAUUGAGGGCUCUUCCACCGAGGUCUAUGCUGGAGAGUGGCGGGCUGACCGGCGCAGUGGCUAUGGGGUCAGUCGCCGUUCCAAUGGGCUGCGGUAUGAGGGUGAGUGGCUGGGCAAUCGGCGGCAUGGCUAUGGACGCACAACCUAUCCCGAUGGCUCUAAGGAAGAAGGCAAAUACAAACUCAACCGUUUGGUGAGCGGCAAGGUGAAGAACCUGAUUCCCCUUCGCCGGAGCAAAGUCAAGGAGAAAGUUGACCGGGCUGUGGAAGUGGCCAGGAGGGCGGUCAGUAUGGCACGGCAGAAGCAGGAAGUGGCCAUCGCCAGAGCCGCCGACGCUCGUCUGAAGGCUGCUGCUGCGCUCAGUGCGGCUGAGAAGGCCUUGGAAGCUGCCCGCCUAGCCAAGAUUUUGGCCCAAGAAUUGCAGCCCAUCCUAGCUGAGCCAGAGCCUCGAGGCCGGUUGGAUUCCGAAGGCACCGACACUGACUUCCAGGAAUAUGACAGCCCCCGGAUCUAUGAGAACGGUGUCACCCCGUCGGAUGUUACCCCAGACCCAAGCCUGCCCCCGAGUUAUCCUCCUACGCCGCUGCAGCCCUGGCGGGGGGACUCUCAGCGGACUUGGCCCCCCUUGGAGAAUGGAGGUCCUCGCCAGCACCUCCCGGAAGUCUCAGACCCCGAGGACGAGUGGGGCUGCAGGGGCAGCUUCCCGUCUCGAACACCGGGGUUUGUCCCCGAGGGGCUGUGGGAGGGAGAGCAGGAGCACCUCAGCAGCUAUGAAGCUGAGGAAGAAGAUUAUGAGGGGGUCCCCCGGCACCCCCAACUGGGCAGCCCAGCCAGUGGCAGCUCUGGCAGCCUCCGGGAGGAGGAAGAGGAGGAGGAUGAGGAAGCAGCUCCCAGGCCUUAUCCUGGGGAGACCCAGGUGGAACCAGCACUGGCAAGAGUUUCCAGGGGACCAGAACUGGAGACUGAGAAAUUGCCUGGGGGCCCAGGGACCUUGGUGGCGGAGAGAGAGGAGGCCCACAGAGGUGUACGGAGAAGGGAGAGACAGGGAGCCCACCCAUUGGUCGUUGCCGCUGUCCUGUUGGUUGAUGUGAGUCUGGCGUACCUGUUCUCCCUCCUCCUCACCUAAGGUGGGGGGGGCAAAGGGGCCACUUUUGACCUCAUUUCCUCCCUCCUUCCCCCGCUCAACAACAAUGGUUUGGUAACAGACUCUUCUCCAUCCUCUGCCUUUCUUCCUGACCCCCUUCUCUUUUUUCACAUGUCUUCCCCCCCCCCUUGCUGCCUCCUAUCCCUUGACCUUUCUAGAUUGUUUACAUACGAAGGGCUCUCUUUCUUACUGGAGAUUUCACUGUUUUUUCUUGCUAUCUCUCUGAAAACUACAACCCCCCCAUGGUCGUUUUCAUGGUCCUUUCCCCCCCCCUCCAGCUACAUCCAUCUUUCUUAAUCACACUUUGAAACUCUGGGGGAUUUUAAACAAUUAUUUUCCGGGGGGGGGUGUGCUCAGGUCUAGGGAUGAGUUUUGGGCACCUUGUGGGUUUUUUUUAAAAGGGGGGAAACAUCACUGACUGUAGGGAGUCCCAAUCUGCCUGCCUGCCAUGAAAUAGCAACCCCCCCAAGGAAUCAGUUCAGAACCCUCUCCCUUGCCAUCAUCUUAGAAAGAUUAUUGGGGGGGGUUCUGCUCAACAAAGCUCUCCUCCCCAAUCAUUCCAGUACACAAGAACAUUAAUUCCUUCUCAAAAGAUGCUCCACUGAAAUAUAAAGAAGGGGCCAAUCGGUUUGCUUUAAGGAAAGGGUAUCAAAUGUGUGUUAUCUUCCCUCAGCCCAUUUUCUACCAGCAGAUGGCGCAGUGAGGCAGGAAAGAAAAUGGAUGCCGAUUCCAAGAAUGGGCAUCUGAUUCUGAACAGAGUUUGCAGAAUUUGGAGGGCAUUCAAGGGGAAAGCCUUGUCUUGGUCCGUUUCUACAUUCAUACUCUCACUUUCCCCCCCUCGCUCUCUCGCUCUCUCUUUCUGCCACCUCCUUUCCCUGAGGGAACCGGAACCUUCUUUUCAAACAAAAAGAAACAAAAGAAGAAACAACAAAAAAAACCUUUUUAUUUACGCUUUUAUAAACAUUUUUCUCGCAGCGUUUGAAUAAAUUAAAAAACACUAUAAAUUAAUGAGAGGGUGAAAGGGAGAUUCCUGUUGCUUAGGAGAAGGGACUUCACAAAAGGGGGACUUGUGCAAUCUCCAUAAAUAGGAAGUCCGGAAAUGGAAAAGCGAGUGUUACUGGAACAAAAUCGGAAAUGCCUCUUUUGCAGCAGAAUUGCAAUGGGCAAAAGGCAGGCUGCCCUGCUGCACCUGCGGCUGCGGACAGCAGCUCCUUGGGGUCCACUUGCCCAGCACCAAAACGGGGUAAGGGUCUCAAGAUAGUGGAUGAAGCACCUUGAUGGUGUACGCUGGAAAUUCCAGCAUUAGGACAAAGGAUGUCCCGCCCCAAAGGAGGUUUGGAGAAUGAAGGACCUGACCACGGAAAAGGAGAUAAUUUGCCUUCUAGAGGGUAACAGAGUUGACCCCCUAUGGGGGAAAAAAACAAAGAAGAAGUUGUGCCUUUAGAAAGGAAAAGUGCAAUAGGAGAGAGACCCUACAAUAAAGGGGCAAAAAAGGAAGUCCCACCUUUUUCAGGGUGCUCACAGUGCAAUACGGGAAGGCCUGCCUUACAGAUGGCAAGGAGAGGCAUUUUAACGGCAAAAAGAAACUUUAAAGGGAGGGGGCUGUGUGUGGACCCUGCUGUAUCCCUUCAUGUUCUGGGUGACCGGGAACCGGAGAGGAGAAUCGGUAGAUACAGGCUUAUGAUGGAGGUCCUCUAAGUGUAUUGUGGGGUGUCCUCCACAAGGAAUCUCCCACUCAGCCCCUCCCUGGAUUCUGCAUGAGGAAGCGACUGAUCCUUUGCUGCGUGCUGUGUAUACUGAGAAUGUCUGUAUAGCCGACAAAAACAGGAAAAAAAAGUAACUCUUCCCUACAUUUUUCUACCGCCUGCCCCCUCCUCCUCUAGUGCUUUGCUCCGGCCUUGAUCUGAAGACCUCCCCUCCUCCCCAGUUUGCCUUUUUGACUGGAUAUUUCUUAUUUCGUGUCUUUGGGAUUGAAAAAAACACAUUAAGUCUUG